AUGUUGUCGCUGUCGUGUGAAAUAACCAGUAUUGUGACAGAUGGGAUUGGGUCGUCUGCCGUUGUGCGACCCAGUCAUGUUUCCCGCGCUCCGUCUUCCAAGACCCGCGAAAAUACCGACAGGGUGUCAACGCUGCACACCGUAUCUUUCGCCGUCGCUUUGUCCUCGGCUGCCGACAUGGGAAAUCACGGAUUUUGUCGAAACAUAUUCUGCUACAUUAACAACUACAUCUACUACGUCUGCUACUACAUCAACUAUAUCUCCGUCUGCUGCUACAUCAACUAUAUUUACGACUGCUACUACAUCAACUAUAUCUACUACGUCUGCUGCUACAUCAACUAUAUCUACGUCUACUGCUACAUCAACUAUAUCUACUACGUCUGCUACUACAUCUACGACUGCUACUACACAACUAUAUCUACGUCUGCUACUACAUCAACUAUAUCUACGUCUGCUACUACAUCAACUAUAUCUACCAACUAUAUCUACGUCUGCUACUACAGCAACUAUAUCUUCGUCUGCUACUACAGCAACUAUAUCUUCGUCUGCUACUACAGCAACUAUAUCUUCGUCUGCUACUACACCAACUAUAUCAUCGUCUGCUACUACAGCAACUAUAUCUUCGUCUGCUACUACAGCAACUAUAUCUUCGUCUGCUACUACAGCAACUAUAUCUUCGUCUGCUACUGCACCAACUAUAUCUACGUCUGCUACUACAGCAACUAUAUCUUCCUCUGCUACUACAGCAACUAUAUCUUCGUCUGCUACUACAGCAACUAUAUCUACGUCUGCUACUACAGCAACUAUAUCUUCGUCUGCUACUACAGCAACUAUAUCUUCGUCUGCUACUACACCAACUAUAUCUUCGUCUGCUACUACAGCAACUAUAUCUUCGUCUGCUACUACAGCAACUAUAUCUUCGUCUGCUACUACAGCAACUAUAUCUUCGUCUGCUACUACAGCAACUAUAUCUUCGUCUGCUACUACAGCAACUAUAUCUUCGUCUGCUACUACACCAACUAUAUAUACGUCUGCUUCUACAGCAACUAUAUCUUCGUCUGCUACUACAGCAAUUAUAUCUUCGUCUGCUACUACAGCAACUAUAUCUUCGUCUGCUACUACAGCAACUAUAUCUUCGUCUGCUACUACAGCAACUAUAUCUUCGUCUGCUACUACAGCAACUAUAUCUUCGUCUGCUACUACAGCAACUAUAUCUUCGUCUGCUACUACACCAACUAUAUAUACGUCUGCUUCUACAGCAACUAUAUCUUCGUCUGCUACUACAGCAAUUAUAUCUUCGUCUGCUACUACAGCAACUAUAUCUUCGUCUGCUACUACAGCAACUAUAUCUACGUCUGCUUCUACAGCAACUAUAUCUACGUCUGCUACUACAGCAACUAUAUCUUCGUCUGCUACUACAGCAACUAUAUCUUCGUCUGCUACUACAGCAACUAUAUCUUCGUCUGCUACUACACAACUAUAUCUUCGUCUGCUACUACAGCAACUAUAUCUUCGUCUGCUACUACAGCAACUAUAUCUACGUCUGCUACAUCAUCUUUAUCUACAUCUACUUCUACAUCAACAAUGUCUAUACCUGUUACUACGUCCACUAUUACAUCAACUAUAUACACGUCUGCUACUGCAUCCACAUCCAUAUCCACAACUACAACUACAACUAAUUUUACGACUGCUACUACAACUACUUCAAUUACCCUGCAUCAUGCCUGA
Haliotis rufescens (red abalone) is the source of this 1728-nucleotide messenger RNA. RefSeq lists its product as uncharacterized. Bases 1 to 1728 code for a protein of 575 amino acids. The record is from RefSeq and is a predicted model, not a curated record. NCBI's taxonomy places the organism in Eukaryota, Metazoa, Mollusca, Gastropoda, Lepetellida, Haliotidae. The transcript has 5 exons.